GUAAACAGUGUUGAAUUGAAGUAUUUAUGUGAAUAGCGUGGGCGAACUUGAGUAUAUAUUUUUUUUCUUCGUCAUAGAUAGAACAACGCAUAAAACGAUUUGUUAUAAAAAGGUGACGCGCUUAUCACCGGGAGUUCCAACCUCAAAGUUGUAAAGCAGCACUGCAUAUCCGAGAAUCAGAACAAAAUGGGCAAAAUGGACAAAUGUUUGGCUGUAGUGAAGGACAAUCUACUUGUUGUGACGACACUUUUGGGAGUAGCUGUGGGAUUUGCGAUAGGUUUCGGUGUUCGAGCAACGAAUCCCACAGAAGAUGAAUUGAUGUGGCUAGGGAUGAUCGGCGAACUCUAUCUCCGGAUGUUGAAAAUGAUGAUUGUUCCUUUGAUUAUUGCGUCUGUCAUCGCAGGGACAGCCACAAUGGACCCGAAAUCUAACGGAAAAAUCAGUAUGGUGUGUAUUGCCUACCUAAUCUUUACCAACUUUCUCGGAGCUCUGACUGGCUGCAUCAUGGCCGUCAUCAUCAGACCAGGUGUUGGUCUAUCCAAUUCGGGAUCAAAUAGGCAGUUAGACACAGUUCCCAUGGAGACGCAAGACAUAUUUGCAGACCUGUUGAGGAAUCUGUUUCCAGAUAAUUUGAUACAAGCGACCUUUCAACAGACUCAGACAAAGUACAAUAUUGAAACUGUCCUUAAAAAUAUGACGAUGAACGGAACGGUUAUCCCUAGACAGUUUAAAGAGAUAAGCGGCAAAUACAUCGGUUCUGCAGGUUCCUCAAACAUUCUCGGUCUUAUUGUCGGCAGUAUGCUGUUUGGUGUAGCUACUGGAGCAGUGCGAGAAGCCGGUAUGCCGUUUGGCGCUUUCUUCACCUCCGCUACUGACGUCAUCAUGCAAAUAUUAAAAUGGAUUAUACGAUCGACACCUUUUGGAGUGGCCAGUUUAAUUGCUAAAACAAUAGCGGGAACCGACAACAUUCAGGAGGACUUCCGCCGACUUGGUGUGUACGCGGCCACAGUCAUAGUGUCUCUCUUGAUUGUUAGUCUCCUCCUGGUUCCCAUUGCUUACAGCCUUCUCACCAGGAAGCAGCCAUUCUCUUUCCUGUUCAGCAUAGUCAACGUUAUGAUGAUAGGAUUCGCCACUUCCAGUUCAGCAAUAUCCAUUCCGGAAUCACUGAAGGCUCUUGAGGAUGUUAACAGAAUAGAUAGACGCGUUACUAGAUUUGUGGUGCCACUUUCCGCCACACUGGGACGUUGUGGAAGCAGCAUUUACAUUGCGGCGACAUGUGUGUUUCUCAUGCAGCUUACCGAGACAGAUACGGACGCUGGCAAAAUUAUACUAGUGUGCGUAUUGACAACGUGCUCGUCUCUGGCUAUUCCGUCUGUAACUGGGGCUAGUCUGGUCACUGUAAUCAUCUUGCUGACUGCUCUGGGUUUACCAGCAGAGACGGCCACCCUACUUUUUACGCUUGAAUGGCUUUUGGAUCGUUUGCGUACUCUAACCAACUUGAUUGUCCAGGCUCUCGGGUCAGUGGGAACGUACAGAGCAUGUCGGUCAGCCCUUCCUUACCAACCACGACCUAGCGUGACCCUUAGUGACGGAUACCAAGGACCACUUUCGCGCCAACACUCCGGUGUUACCGCUUCUGGUUUGCCAAAAGAAGUACCUGAUGAAAUGAAAUUUGGUACUGAAAAUAACGCUUAUAAUGAGAUAACAACGAAGAUUUGAAUUUCUGCAAUGAAAAGAGAAAUACUAUUUUAUGUUAUUAUGCAUAUAUUGAUUCAUUUUGUAUACAAUUAUGAUUAUGAAUAUAUCCUUUUUAACACACAGGUAGACAUCCAGAUAUUAUCCUCUUAUAAACGAUAUAGAAGUAUUUUUGAUUACUUAGAUGACGUAAAACGAUUGAAUGAGAUCUUCGCCUAUGUUUUUUUUACAACUUAUACAACCAUUUUUAUAAUCGUUGCAUGUUAUUUAACAAUCGAUAUUGUAAACAAACCAUUAACGUAAAGUAGCAUUUUCAUUUUGUACGAAAAGACCAGCAACUGUUUUUAUUGUUGCGUUUGCGAAACGGGCCUGUAAUAGCUUAAUCUUUUAUUAGCAUUUUUCUACUUGUAAGUGGUAUAAUUUUAUGUAGGUGAAAUGAUGGAUAUUUUCCUUUACGGAACAAUAUGCACAAAAUCGAGUUAUUCCAGCAAACACGCUAUAUAAUGGUUUCCUUUAGAUGAAAAAUGCAUAUAAGUGGCGGCUUUGAGAACACCCUUCAACUAUAACCAAGUUAAUAUAUUGCUAUCUAUAUAAGUAAUACCUGGCGGCUAGGAGAAUACCCUUCAACUAUAACCAAGUUAAUAUAUUGCUAUCUAUAUAAGUAAUACCUGGCGGCUAGGAGAACACCCUUCAACUAUAACUAAGUUAAUAUAUUGCUAUCUAUAUAAGUAAGUCAUGGCGGCUUUGAGAACACCCUUCAACAAUAACCUAGUUAAUAUAUUGCUAUCUAUAUAAGUAAUUCAUGGCGGCUUUGAGAACACCCUUCAACAAUAACCUAGUUAAUAUAUUGCUAUGUAUUACCAUAUGACGAUUCAUAUGACAAAAGGCAUAGAAUUUGACAUAAACAUUAUAAUGUUCCAUUUCUUUAAAACAAUUUUUCUUAAGUUACAUUUCAACUAGUUUUUCAAGGUAAAACGUUGCAAAUCAUUAUCGUGAUCUUUGUUACAUAUUGCCAUUGUUAUAUAUGACGUCCAUCUCGAAUUUUGUUGAAAUCCUGAGUUAUUAUCUACAAAAAUAAAUAUGAAGGACUAAUUCCAACAUAUGGGUAUGCGAUUUUCUAACAAACGUCGGUGUUGACAAUACAUAUAAUGUUGUAUGGGGGUCUAGAAUGCUUUUUAACAUGAUGAUUAGAUAAUGAAGAUGACGCAUAUUUAAGUGAUCCAUACCUCCUAUAUAGUUGAAUAGUUUGGAAAUAUUUUCAACAUGAAAUUUUUGGUAAGUAGUGGAUAUAUCUUACUCAAAUUGUAAAUUGAGCGAUUUAGUUAAAGAUAUAUACGUUUUUGUGUAAAUAUCUUGACAUAGCAGUUCUUUAUUUUGCAUUUAUCAAUAAAAUGUUAUACAAAUACA
Messenger RNA from Ylistrum balloti, 3102 nucleotides. Its product is annotated as excitatory amino acid transporter 1-like. Gene Ontology annotation, biological process: L-glutamate transmembrane transport. Lineage: Eukaryota; Metazoa; Mollusca; Bivalvia; Pectinida; Pectinidae. Bases 187 to 1719 code for a protein of 510 amino acids. Gene Ontology annotation, cellular component: plasma membrane. Gene Ontology annotation, molecular function: glutamate:sodium symporter activity; L-glutamate transmembrane transporter activity; neutral L-amino acid transmembrane transporter activity. The record is from RefSeq and is a predicted model, not a curated record. The transcript is spliced from 11 exons.